AUGGACACUGUCCUUGAUGCUGAUGAGUCCUUUACCUCCUUCCUUCUUUCCCUCAUUUUCACCAUUAUCCUUUACUCUCUUUAUUUCUUUGCUUUACCAAAGAUAAUACCUCCCCACUUCUCUCUCUCUCUCUUUUCCACUAUUCCUCUUCCCCACCCCUUUCUUCAUCGACCUUUCCAUCUUUUUCUAUGUUUUUUUUUAUUUUCAUUUUUAUUUUUCUUCAUUUUUAUCAUAUACACACUCCACCAGAACUUUCCUCCCCCUUUUCUUCUAUUUCUUCUUCCUACUGUUCUUCUUUCCUUUCAUUUCUUUUCUUUCUUUUUUUUUUCUUUCACCUUUCCUUUCUUUACCUCCUUGUUCCUCUCUUUCCCUCCCUCCUUUCUGUCUUUUCUUGUCCCUCCCUUCUUUCUGUCCCCUCUUUUCUCUUCAUUCUCCAUUUCUUCUUUUCCUUUUUUCUGUUUGCUUUUUCUUUUUUUUCUUCAUUCUAUUUUCUCUCUCUGCUUCUUGUCCACUCUUCCAUUUUUCCUGUCCUCUCUUUUCUUCCAUUUUCUUGUUCCACCUUUUCCUUCCCUUCUUCCAUUUCUUUUUCCCCUUCUUUCCCUUCCCUCUUUUUCUUCCUUUCUUCCGUUCCCUCUCUAUCCACAUACUUCUACAUCAUCCUUUCCUCCCUCCUCUCUCUCUCUCUCUCUCUCUCUCUCUCUCUCUGCUGAUAAUCUCUGCAUAAGUCUAUAUUCCAUUCUACCUUAUUUUACCCAUAUCUAUCUAUCUAUCUAUCUAUCUAUCUCUCUCUCUCUCUCUCUUUUCUCUGUGUUUGUUGUUUUCUGUUGCUUCUUGUUAGCCCUGUUUGGUGUUUUCUGUUGCUUCUUGUUAGCUGUGCUUGUUGUUUUCUUCUCCUUGUUAGGUGUUUUUGUGGUUUUCUGCUGCUUCUUGUCAGCCAUUUUUGUUGUUUUCUGCUGCUUCUUGUCAGCCAUUUUUGUUGUUUUCUGCUGCUUCUUGUCAGCUCUGUUUGUUGUUUUCUGCUGCUUCUUGUUAGGCAGACUUAAUCUCUCUCUUUCUCUCUCUCCCUCUCUCUCUCUUUCUUUCUCAUUUCAUUUUCUUCUGUUUAUUUUUCUCCUCCUCUUUUCUUAUUUAUUGCUCCUUUCUAUUUCCCUUUUCCUCUUCCUUUCUUUUCCCUCUUCUCUCUUCCCUUUCUUUUUAUCUUGCUUUCUAUCCUUCCUUUCUCUCUCUCCUGCUUUCUCUCUUCCCUUUAUAUUUCUCCCACUCUCUCUUCCUUUUUCUUUCUCACUUUAUUUUCUAUUUCUCUUUCUCUCCAUUCCAUCUCUCUCUCAUUUUUUCAUGUUUCUCUUUCCUUUUUAUUUCUCACUUUCUCUUUUCUCCUUUUCUUUUUCCACCUUUUCUUUCUCUUCUCCUCUCAUUCUAUCAUUCCCACUCUUAUUAUUUUCUCUUUCUCUUUUUUCUUUCAUUUUUCGUACUUUUCUCCCUAGUUUCUUUUUACUUACUGACUUUUCUCAUUGUGCUCUUUGGUCGUCAAUUUUUUUUAUUGUUGUAAAUGGUACUUACCUUUCUUUUCCUUAUUAUUAA
Molecule: messenger RNA, 1581 nt
Organism: Acanthosepion pharaonis
Lineage: Eukaryota; Metazoa; Mollusca; Cephalopoda; Sepiida; Sepiidae
Source: the annotation of a GenBank genome assembly